Molecule: messenger RNA, 3371 nt
Organism: Mercenaria mercenaria
Lineage: Eukaryota; Metazoa; Mollusca; Bivalvia; Venerida; Veneridae
Exons: 5
Coding region: 100-2955 (951 amino acids)
Source: RefSeq, a predicted model, not a curated record
CUUGAUACCAGAUUAGAGCUAUCAUAAACUGCGUCAUAAUGGGCUUAAAUAUAGCCCUGGGUUUUCCAGUUUCGGUAUUAAGCGUUAAUAUUAACAAAGAUGAAUGACACAGUGACUGAAUAUGUUCACUCGUUCCCUUUCUUGGAUGUGUAUCCUCGUGUACAUUAUUUUCAAAGACGCUUUGCAGAUCUACUUACAAGAUUCAGAAGAGUCACAGGUGCCCUUCCAGGAUGUUUGCGUGAUAAACCUUUUUUGUCUUUGCUUGAACGACUAGAAGGCGAUCUGGAAUGUGGAAUAUGUGUACAUGUGAUAGGACUGAAUGAUAUCAAUGACAGCGACCUUGUUUUCAAUACUUCUACAUCUAGAAAACAAACGACAAAAGCUGAAGAACCAAGAACUGCAGUUGCUGUAUGUCACCUCAGUUCGAAAACAUUGGACCAAAAAGAAUUACAGGAUAUUGCAGUGAAACUGAAAGCUUUUGCCACAGAAACUGCAAGGUCAGAACUGAAUGCUUAUGUAUUCAUCAAGUGCGGCUCAAACAAACACUACACAGAAAGCGAAAUUGAUGAUGUCCGAAGGGAAAUUUUUGAAGUGCUAGGCGAUGAUCUGAAAGGGUUUUAUUCUCAACAAAGCGAUAUUUCAGUCGUUUUCAAUAAAAAUGACCUGAAGACAAACAUUUCUGACACAAUUGAGAAAAGUAUUGCUGCUGCUUUUUUGCGAAUACAUUCCCAUCUUAAGAGGUUUGAGUGCGUGACCGGAGAAAGUGGCAUAGGAAAGACGAAUGUAUUGGAUUCUGAUACAGUAGUUGCUUCUAUAAAAGACUUCCUACGAAAUGCUCAUAACAAUGUCGAAGUGGAGCUGAAAGAAGAUAUAGAAGAAAAACAAUGCGGUGUGAUUUUUGAGCAUAUAAUUGGUUCCUUGUGUCGCUUGGUCCGAUGUACACUUGUUGUUCCCUUAGCAAAAAAGUUCGGGUUCAAGGAAUGGAUAUGCAACGGGCUCCUGCACGAGAUUCGACUCGAAGACGCCUUGGCGGAAGCUAUCUCAAAAAAUACAACGCAUCACUUUCGAAAUCUUGCAGCAUUUACAUAUAAAACCAAACGGUGUGGUAAAAACGACGCACAGAAAUACUACAACUUCGAUUUCAUUUGUUACCUGCUACAGAAAGACCUGGAACCUGUAAUAGAUAAAGUUGAGAAAAAGUUUCUUUCAUUACAGCGCCUUUCAAUGGUAAUCCGGCGAAUGGCAUUUGAAACGCAAGGCUACUUGAAACAAACAAACAGAGACAGAAGUGAACUUAUUGUUCCACAGGAGCCCAAGUUAUCUGAAGAACUAAGACACGCCUUAUUAAGCAUUCCAGGUGUAUACGGUCUAGGCACAAUAUACGGUCAGCUAGAGAUUCAUGUAGAUAAAUAUAUAGUAAAGGACUCAGCAGAUACAAUGACAGCACCUAACAAAGCUAGAGAUAAUGAUGGUGCAAGUAAACGGAGCAGUGGAGAAACAACAUACUCCAAACAGUCUUCAGACGGUGUUGAGUCAUGCGAGCAAACGAUAUACUUAUCAAAACUGAAGUCAGACAUUGCCUUAGAAUUGCAGAAAAAUCAUUUCAAUGGGCAACACACAGUUAAAUACAUCCUAAAGAAACCAGAAGAAAUGGCUGCUAGUUAUGAACCUGGUGACAAGUUGCUUCGUCGAGAAAACGGAACAUAUGUAUUCGGGACUCUAGGGGCAUUUAUCGUCACCAAAGAUGAAAAACUUCAUGGCCUUACAUGUGGUCAUGUCGUAGGUGAAAAUAAAAAAAUAUUUAUCGACAAAGGUGGACCAGAACCAUUUAGCAAAUGUCCAAAAAUAGUUAAAACUGGCAAUGGGGAACUUAAAUACAUAGAUGUUGCAGUUUUAGAAGUACUUCCUUUAUUACAAAAAGAAUGUAAACGGUCAUUGGAGAGAAGUGUCGGACGCAUAACAACUGCCAAAAUAUCUAAUGACCAUCCUGCAUCUUUAAAUGGAAAAAUUGUUUACAAGUAUGGAGCCGCAACAGGCGAAACAAAAGGUUUUGUCGUGUCUGAUGACUAUGUGUACAAAGGAUUUGAUGAAGAAGCUAAAGAGUACUUAGUCAUGAUAGAUAUCGUUCCGAACGUUCCGGAUGACUCUACAUACGACUUUAGUCCUAUUACCCGUCAGAAUGAUAUAUGUCCGUCAAAAUCGACUGAUCAAGACCGGAAUAAUGCAGGGAUGGAAGUCGUAUCAGGCGAUCAAAGUGACACUACAAAACACUUCGGUUCUCCAAAAACUCAAACCGGUGCACUCCCAUCAGAAAUGAUUAAACACAGCACGACUUCACCAACUUCUAGGGUGCAAGACGUUCCAAAUGGCAUGACGGGCGACGUCAGUCCUAUAACAACCCAAAAUUACAAACAUUAUCCUUCCCAGUUGUUUGAACAAGACGGAAGCAGUAUGGAAAUAGAUGAGGCAACCUUAAAAGGAACGCCAAUAUACGGGACAGCAAGUAAUGAGCCUGAAGAAACGAGCACAGGUACAAUAUAUAAUAGGUGUUCUAAUAUUGGCAAUUGCGAUAGCAUUACAUUAGAAUCCGGCUGCCCUACAAGUGGAAAAGUAAGAUUGAAAGACAAGCAGUCCAGCUCUGAUUCUCCAUGGCUUGAAGUAUGUGGUUCGGAUGAUGUAAAUGGAAAUUGUCUAGUGUAUAUUCGAGACGUUCAGUCUGUUUCUUCUGAAUUAGGUGAACCAGAAACGCCUUGUAGUGUGUUUGCACAAAGCAGAGACAGUGGAUCAGUAGUCUGUACACAUGAUGUAUCCCACAACAGCUUUACUUAUCUAGCUGUAUCAAUGCUUUCUGCCGGCGAUUUCAAAAUUGAAGGAAACGAAGGUCCGAAAUGCUUGUCUUUUAAAUUGAAUGUAGCAUUGGAAAAGCUAAAGCAAGAGUAUGCGUUGGACAUUUGACUGGUUCCAAAACUGUUUAAGUCUGGUAUUAUCUAUUAAAGUUGUUUUAGUCAGUAGUCGCAGUUUGUAUUAGAUGUGCCUUUUCUCUACUGACAGAUGAUAGACUAGACACAUUUUUAAAGUUCUACUUAAAAAUGAUUGUAUUUUUUUUUAUUUAAUAGUUGGAAGCGUUUAAUUGUGAUAUGUAAUCGUUAAAUUUUGAGGAAAAUCCAUAUUGUUGUGGCAUACAAGUCUUAUAGGGUUAUUUCAUAAAUAAUCUAACUAAUUCUUGUUUACAUUGCAAACCAUAAUAUGUGUCUGUUUUACCUCAGAAAGUUAAUCUUCUGCAAAUAUCGACAAACUUCAAUGCAAAUUAAACACAGUGUUCAAUGACGUUGUAUUUUGAUAAAACAUGUAAAUAAAUUAAUAAAAUAAUA